Messenger RNA from Phyllopteryx taeniolatus (common seadragon), 642 nucleotides. RefSeq names its product antioxidant 1 copper chaperone (gene atox1). Gene Ontology annotation, biological process: copper ion transport. Gene Ontology annotation, molecular function: copper chaperone activity; metal ion binding. The transcript has 4 exons. NCBI's taxonomy places the organism in Eukaryota, Metazoa, Chordata, Actinopteri, Syngnathiformes, Syngnathidae. Gene Ontology annotation, cellular component: cytosol. The record is from RefSeq and is a predicted model, not a curated record. The coding region runs from base 145 to 351 and encodes 68 amino acids.
CGGAACUGCUUCUCCCAUACCAAUCGAAUGUUAGUUUGACCGUAAAACCUGAGUUAGGGGGUGGAUACAGUUUUUUUUUUCUUUUCCUCCCCGUAAUUCCGUGGUAAAAGUUCAUCUUUGGAGAGACACCACAUCAUCAUAAACAUGCCCAAACACGAGUUUGCGGUGGUCAUGACGUGUGAAGGAUGUUCAGGUGCUGUUAGCCGGAUCCUCAGCAGGUUGGAAGACAUCAAAUUUGAAAUCGACCUUCCGAAUCAACUGGUCUGGAUCGAGUCGGACAAGGACGCGGACGUUCUACUGGAGACGCUAAAGAAGUGCGGCAAACAGGUCACGUACAAGGGCACCAAAUAAACACAGGAUGAGGAGUUUUUGUGGUGCCAAAGGAAGUAAUGAGCUUCAAUCGUGGACGUCAGUGGAAUGACUGAAGUUUCUUUGACGACGUUCUUUAAUUUGAAUAUCACGUACAAUCAUUACUUCCUGCACACCUUCAUGCAUUCCACGCUUAAGCCGUCAAAUGAAGAGCUAUGAAGAUGUAACAAUAAAAAAUAAAAUACACAUUUAUUCAUUUUUGUAGCAAGAAAAAAACAUGAAUUCUGCGUCCUGUGUAUUGUAGGUUAUCAAUGCAAUAAAGUUACAAACAUC